ACAAGCAAAUCCGAGGGAGAAACAAUUAAUAACUUUGACUGGGAAGCUUGAGACAGAAGUGGAACUCAAAGCUUCGGCUGGAAAGUUUCAUCACAUGUACGCUGGGAGACCACACCAUGUCUCCAAAGCAUCUCCAGGUAACAUUCAGGGUUGUGAUCUGCACGAAGGAGAUUGGGGCAAAGUCGGCUCUAUUGUCUUCUGGAACUACGUUCAUGAUGGGGAGGCAAAGGUGGCAAAGGAGAGAAUCGAGGCAGUGGACCCAGCGAAAAACUUGAUCACGUUCAGGGUUAUAGAAGGUGAUCUCAUGAAAGAGUACAAAAGCUUCUUGCUCACGAUCCAGGUGACCCCUAAGGAAGGAGGGACUGGGAGUAUUGUGCACUGGCACCUUGAGUACGAGAAAAUUAGCGACGAGGUUGCUCAUCCCGAAACUCUCCUCCAGUUCUGUGUCGAAGUUUCCAAAGAGAUCGACGAGCAUCUCUUAGCCGAGGAGUAG
Messenger RNA from Arabis nemorensis, 493 nucleotides. The record is from the annotation of a GenBank genome assembly. NCBI's taxonomy places the organism in Eukaryota, Viridiplantae, Streptophyta, Magnoliopsida, Brassicales, Brassicaceae.